Exaiptasia diaphana is the source of this 1424-nucleotide messenger RNA. Its product is annotated as caspase-3. The coding region runs from base 48 to 1211 and encodes 387 amino acids. NCBI's taxonomy places the organism in Eukaryota, Metazoa, Cnidaria, Anthozoa, Actiniaria, Aiptasiidae. Gene Ontology annotation, biological process: proteolysis. The transcript is spliced from 5 exons. The record is from RefSeq and is a predicted model, not a curated record. Gene Ontology annotation, molecular function: cysteine-type endopeptidase activity.
ACUGUUCGGAUUACUUCAAGCUAACACUUUCAUGUCUGCCUUGGCACAUGGUGAAAGACUGUCUAAAAAAAUGGUAUCCAAAAGAGGUGUAUGAUGAACUGGCAAGCGAUAUAUCCUUAAUGAAAGAAAAUGACGAAGCCUCUAUAAAAGUUGAAGGGGACUUUGAAUCUCAAAACGGAAACCUCAUUUUCAAGUUGAGAAAAGACGCUCCUUGUGAAAAAGAGCUGAAUCUCAAGAAGAUAAAUUUUGACACUGAGAAAACAAACAAAACCGCCGAAAUAAAAUUUUAUUCAAAAAAAGAUAGCAGAAAGAUUGGUGAGCUCACUGUCUAUGAGAGACAACUUGCAAGUCCUAAUGAGGAUAAUAUUGGACCCGAAAGACGCCGCAACAGUGAAGUCAACAAUGAGCAAUAUUCCAGUGSUCCGAAAGACGAUCCAGACUCAAGCGAUGUGUACAGGAUGAAAAGUUCUCCAAGAGGAUUGAUGAUCAUCAUUAAUAUCAAAAAAUUUGCUGUUGAUUACAGACGUAUACUGCUUACCGAGCGCAAAGGCUCUGAAAAGGAUGUCGAUGCACUAACUGACCUUUUUGGUCGAUAUUUGAAUUUCACAGUUUGCACCAUCUUUGACGAACCAAAGGAUGAAGUUAUGCAUCGCCUAGAUGUCAUCUCAGAAAACCCUGACUUCAAAGAUUACGACUGUCUUGCAGUGUGCAUCAUGAGUCAUGGAAAAGACGACAAAUUCUACGCACACGAUGGACGACCAAUCACAAUCUCAGAAGUUUCUGAAAUAUUUUGCGACGAAGCUUGUGGGUUGUUUAGUGACAAACCGAAGCUGUUUUUCAUAGAGGCAUGUCGUGGUCAAAUGGGAAGAGGAUCCUCGGACACAGACAGUACGCCAUCAGGCAGUGUACCAGUGCAGUCCCCACCUGAAGUUAGCAUAGAUUCUGACAUGGCCAAUAUGCUCUACGCUUAUUCUUGUCUUGAAAAUUUCGUUUCAUUCAUACAUCCGAAAGAGGGAAGCUGUUUCAUCCAAAUCUUGGUUCGCGUUUUCAAGAAACAUGCACAUAAGGAGCAUAUUCUGGAAAUGUUGACAAGAGUCAAAGAUGAAGUGUAUGAGACAAUUAAAGAAUCAAGUCUCCCGCGAACACAGAUUCCAGUUGUACAAAAGACACUCCUUAAAAAGUUGUAUUUCUGGCCAAAGCAUAAUUUUUAAUUGACUUCGUUUAGCACUUAUGGUGUUGGCUACAAUGUCUAAAAUCAACGUGUUAUCCUUCACAUAAUUGAAUUUGAUUAAUUAUAAUCACGUAAUUUUAUAGGUAGCUUCUUAUUGGCUAGAACAGAAGCAGAAAAACUAAACUAAUUGUAUGUAUCAGCUGGGCUGAUUUCUUUGAAUUUCAGUGUUUUUUAGGGACAUAGUCAUAGAACA